Molecule: messenger RNA, 4444 nt
Organism: Hypomesus transpacificus
Lineage: Eukaryota; Metazoa; Chordata; Actinopteri; Osmeriformes; Osmeridae
Product: casein kinase I-like
Exons: 14
Coding region: 319-1719 (466 amino acids)
Biological process (GO): endocytosis; signal transduction; peptidyl-serine phosphorylation
Cellular component (GO): cytoplasm; nucleus; plasma membrane
Molecular function (GO): protein serine/threonine kinase activity; ATP binding
Source: RefSeq, a predicted model, not a curated record
GGCUUCACCCUGCUCACCCAUCAUCGUUGGACAUUUCUGAGCCCUGGCUGUACGUGUGAUAUAAAUUGAAAACGUAGCAUGAAAGCUCUUGUAUAAAAAGUCACCUCAUUGAGGGCGGGUAGACCAAAUUAUAUACAGAUCGGAUUAUACGACUAACGCGUUAUUAAUCGAGGGGUUACCUGUCUGAACUCUUGCCAUCCAUCCCAAAUGUGGCAGUUGCAGUGACAGGGCUGGGCAGAGCCUUGUGCCCUGGCCCAUUUGCCCCCACCCAUAGAGCACCUGCUGAACCCUGCCAGGGACCAAGUCACUACCUUAGCCAUGGAGCAGGCCCGGGAGAAGGAGGCAGAGCGACCAGCCCGGAGCAGCAAAGCAGGUCAAGGGCGAAGCGGCCACUCGCGUGCCUCUGGGUCUUCAGGUUCCUCUGGAGUACUCAUGGUGGGACCAAACUUCAGAGUCGGCAAGAAAAUAGGCUGUGGUAACUUUGGAGAGCUUAAACUAGGUAAAAACCUCUACACCAAUGAAUAUGUUGCAAUAAAAUUAGAACCAAUAAAGUCAAGGGCACCACAACUGCAUCUGGAGUACCGGUUCUACAAAACAUUGGGCAGUACAGCAGAGGGACUUCCCCAGGUCUUCUACUUCGGGCCCUGUGGUAAAUAUAAUGCCAUGGUGUUGGAGCUGCUGGGGCCUAGUCUGGAGGACCUCUUUGACUUGUGUGAAAGGUUCUUUUCUCUAAAGACUGUCUUAAUGAUAGCCAUUCAGUUGCUCUCACGGAUGGAGUAUGUCCACUCCAAAAAUCUAAUCUACAGAGAUGUGAAGCCUGAAAACUUCCUAAUUGGGCGACAGGGGAACACAAAGGAGCAAAUUAUUCACAUUAUUGACUUUGGCCUGGCAAAGGAGUACAUAGACCCAGAGACCAAAAAACAUAUCCCUUACAGAGAACACAAGAGUCUCACUGGGACUGCACGAUACAUGUCCAUCAACACGCACCUGGGAAAAGAGCAAAGCCGACGUGAUGACCUGGAAGCCUUAGGCCACAUGUUCAUGUAUUUCCUACGAGGGAGUCUACCAUGGCAAGGACUCAAGGCUGACACCCUGAAGGAACGAUACCAAAAGAUUGGAGACACCAAACGCAACACUCCCAUCGAAGUCCUUUGUGAUAACUUCCCAGAGGAGAUGGCUACGUAUCUGCGCUAUGUCCGAAGACUGGACUUCUUCGAAAAGCCUGAUUACGAGUAUCUAAGGACGCUUUUCUCCGAGUUGUUUGAGAGAAAAGGAUACACCUUCGACUACACAUAUGACUGGGUCGGCAAGCAGAUUCCUACACCAGUAGGGUCUGCUCAUGUCGACUCAGGAGCAUCUGCCAUCACGAGAGAGAGCCAUGCCAAUAGAGAACGAGCCAUGCAGCAACCUCUACGGAACCAGACAGCCGCUUCAGAUGGCAGGGGUGCGUGGGAUGCACAUCCCCACAGAAAGACCAACUCCUCCUACCUAAGCUCCCACCUGGCUGCAGACAGGCCUGGGGGCUCGGUGCAGGUGGUCAGCUCCACCAAUGGGGAGCUAAAUACGGACGAUCCACUGGCGGUACCCUCAAAUGCACCAAUCACGACGCAGGCUGAGGUGGAGGUCGUGGAUGAGGCCAACUGUGUGAAAAUGCUCAACCUGUGGUGCUGUUGUUUCUUCAAGCGAAAACGAAAGAAGAGCUCUCCAAGGCACAGAUGAGCUCCUCACGCUGUGUCCUCACGAAGAAAUGCCCUCCUUUAGGAUGGGAGGGGAGAAAUAUUCACUAAACAAGAAAAGUGGGAUACUUACUUAAUGGUUCUGGGCCCACUGAAUGGAAUUAUUCAGACAGAAUAUUAGACAGACCUAACCCUUAAGUCCUCUAUUUUUUUCUGCUUCACCUGUCUUUCUUUUGACAUUUGGCCUUGUAAAAAAUUACAAGAGGCUCAAAUGCAGGCACACUUAUUUUCUGUACAUCACCUUUUUUGUGUUUCUCUUUAACUUUUUUCUAAACUGGAAAUCUAUCCAGUAGCCUGUUGCUCUUAAUCUUGUCUUUGACUGAGAGACAGUUUAGUCUUUUGGACUCAUUUGUCUCUGUUUUCUUUCUCUGUAUGAAUCAUUCUCUGUUUCUCUAUUUCUCCUCUCUUAAACCAUGCAAAUAACAACUGAAUUUAAGACUUAUUUUAUGGGUUUGUGUGUUUCCUAUUGAUACAUAUUCAUGUUUGUACAUAAUGUAUAUAUGGAUGGACUGGUAUGGGGAGGCUUAUUUAUUAUAAUCCAUGCACCCCUCAUAGCCAUUGAUGUUCAGGCAUUAAACCUCUGUACAGUUUUGGUGCAAUAUAUUACCAUGGCUUUGAUUAGGAGCUCCAUUGUACUUUUCUCUUCUGAAUGAUGUAACCCUUCAUGUCAGAUGUUAACAUGCUUCAUCUCCUUGUCUCCAAAUUUCUACUGCUUUGUUUGUGUCUGUCAGUUUGGGGUUGCAGAAUGAAGUUGAUCCGCAAUGUUGAACUUGUAUACGCUUUGCUUUAUCGUCUCCAAAACACUAAUCAGUAGAACGUUUUAAGUCGGCCCAGAUAUUAACUCUGGAGGCCCGUUCUACCACCAGCCUGUUUGUCUGUCUUGUAAGUGUACAGGAUCUGGGACAAAGAAAGUAGACUUAGUUUUGCUGAGUGCAGUUUAUCAUUGACAUGUCACUGCUUGCUCUUCUGGCCUGACCAUGUGAUGCCUUAAUCAGACCGCCUGUCUAAAGCGCCUUUCAGGACAGGUGCCUGUGCACUGCAUUGAGACACCAGCCAUGAAAAGGACAAGUCUGUUACCAUGACGCUCCCUCACUGCUCUAAUGGCCUGUCACAGACACUGUUGACCUCAAUCCUUACUUCGUAGGGUAUGUCCGCUACUAAGACCAUAUUGUCUUGGCUGAAUUUAUUUGCCUCCUUGACCAGUUUUAAGAAAAUAACUUAAUAGACGGGCACAAAAAGCUGGAAGUGGGUCCAGUCUUUCAUGCGUCCAAACACUUGGGAUAUACUGAGGUCAUUGAAUACUUGUGGAAAUGAUCACAUUCCAUGCUAUUCUCACUGUUGGUUUCUACUAAUACUGAUUCGAAUAUGGAGACAAUGUUUUUCUGGAUCUCCAGAUGUGCUUGUUGUUAUUCCUCGGCUGCAGGUGCCGUGCCCUCUUCUAUUACGAAUGUUAUGGUUAUAAAAUGCUAAACGUGGCAAAGAUGAUGUCUUGCUAAGCACCAGUGUUUACUCCUACCAAGUAUAUGUUGUUUGAAUUCAUUUUGUGUAUUAAAUGUGAACCAGAAAUGUAUGAUGUACUGUAUUUUAGCCUUUUUUUUAUCAAAAACCUUGCAUUUUGGUGGGUGAAAGAAGUGAGAGGUCGGUUCACUUCUUCUGCUCCUACUGUGAAAGUGUUUAUAAUUCCUGUCAAUUUAUUGCUACCAUGGAUAAUAUGAUCAGUGUUUUCUUCCCUUAUGUUAACAAUGGACGGAAAAACAGAACAUAAAGAGGGUUUUUUUUUCUUUUUUUCAAUUUCAUUGUAUAUUUGAAAUUGCAUAACUCCACUGUAGAUGUUCGAACCCUAAACCAAGGUUCUUGUGAAUGUGUUUCGAUGUCCAACAUUAUAUCAUAUUAAAUGUUAUUUGGCGUAAACUGCAGAUUUAUAACACUUCAUCGAGUGAAGCACCCUAGUGAGUACGGAAGCUGCCUUUUUUGGCGUCUUAUAUUUGUACGUUUCAAACCAGUUUUGCUUCUUUUUUUUUUUCUUUUUCUUUUUUUGAUGAGCAGCCUUUUCCCUUAUGACACUUUUUAACUUUUGGUAAAUGUAUUUGAUUUACAUCUUUUAUUCCAGUUGGACUGUUAUUCCCAAAAUCCAAAUGUAUGAUUAAAUUGAUCAAGGUUUGGUCACUUGCAUAUUGGUUGUCCUACCCUAUUUUCCUCUCCCACUUAAGUUCCUUGAGUACUCUUUGAUAUAUGAUGAAUCGGGUAGAGGGCAGUCCAUGGACAGCCAAAUACAAAUACACAAGACAAUCCCAAGGCAAGGUCACAAAAAAUUACAUGUUUUUCAGAGAAAGUCAAUAAAAAAAAUUGACUUCUUUCCUCCUCAAAACGUAGGGAAACAUUGUCUCCUGUUAAUGGCUGUUAAUGGUUUCCUUUAAAGCUAUGAAAAAUAGUAAUGUAGUAUUUAAAAUGUAUUAUGAAUAUUAUUGUGAUGAAAUGUGAAUGCAAAUUUUAAGUGUAUUUGGACCUACCCAACCUGACCAAGGGCUGCAGUUGUUAAGUGUUCUUGUUUUAUGAGUUUAAUUUAAAGCUACAGGAAAAACCUUUUUCCAUAUCUGUUUUAAAUGCCAAAUUUUCAAAUUAGCAGAACAUGUCACAAUACCAUACAAUUGUACUACACACAAAAGAGCACUGAACUUUUUUUUUUUACAAUAAACACCCACAACAUU